Paramecium pentaurelia is the source of this 2565-nucleotide messenger RNA. The record is from the annotation of a GenBank genome assembly. NCBI's taxonomy places the organism in Eukaryota, Ciliophora, Oligohymenophorea, Peniculida, Parameciidae.
AUGGAAGAAAUAACAUAAACCUAAUAAUUAUUAGAUUAUCAAUAAAAAGAAGAUGGGUUAGUUCUACAUAAUCUUGAAGGAUAUUGGAAUGUAUAGGGAUAGCCAUAGAUUAAAUUAUCAUUUAAAUUUAAUAUUGGAUUAUAUGCAGUUAUAGGAAAAAUUGGAUCUGGAAAAUCAUCAUUAUUGAAUGCAAUUAUUGGUGAGAUGCCAAAAACAACUGGUUCAAUUUUAUUAAAUGGAGAUGAUAUCAAAAAUAGGAAAGUUGGGUAUGUAGAAUAAGAACCUUUUAUAUUUCCAGCUAGUUUUAAAGAGAAUAUUCUAUUUGGAAGACCAAUGGAUGAAUGUUUAUACUAAUUAGUAUUAGAAUAAUCUAAUUUGAUAAUGGAUCUUCAAAAUAUGGAAAAAGGUGAUAGUACUAUGAUAGGAGAAAAAGGACUCACUUUAUCAGGAGGAUAGAAGGCUAGAUUGAGUUUAGCAAGGGCAUUAUAUGAAGAUGCAGAAAUUUAUUUAUUAGAUGAUCCAUUAUCUGCAGUUGAUGCUAAAGUAUCUAGAUCUAUAUUUAAUAAUCUCAAAUAAUUGGCUAAAUAAAGGAUUAUUAUAUUGGUUACUCAUUAAGUUUAAUUUGCUCCUGAAUGUGAUUAGAUUAUAAUUAUGAAUGAAGGAUAGAUCAUGGCUAGUGGUGAAUUUAAAGAUGUAAACUAACAUUUAAAUUUAAUUACAGAUACAUUCUCAUAACAAGAAUAAUAGGUGUAAUAUAAAAAUAAUGUAACUAAAUAAGAUAAUGAAUUAUAUAAAAAGGAAGAAUUGACUUCAAAGCCAGUCACAUUUGAUACUUAUAAGAGAUUUAUUAAAUAAUGGUCAUGUCCUUUUUUAUUAAUCAUCAUGAUAAUAUUUUAUCUUGGUUAAGAAGUUCUAUUAUAAUUAUACAUAUUCUUUAUUUCUGAGUAUGAAGAGGAGGGUUCCUUCUUUUUAUUGAUUGGAAUGUUGUGUAUUGGAGCUUUGAUAUUAAAUUUAAUAAAGUAUGGAAUCACUACUUUUAGUAUUUUAUCAGGUACAAAAUAAACUCAUGAUUAAAUGAUAAAUUCAUUAAGUUAAAGUCCUAUUUCAUAUUUUGAUACUAAUCCAUCAGGUAGGAUACUUAAUAGAUUUUCAAAUGACAAAAGUUUAUGUGAUUUUACAAUGAAUUUAUCAUUAUGGGAAGUGUUUGAGUUAAACUCAUAUUUCUUAGUUUCUAUUGCAUUUUUAAUUUCAAUACUUCCUUAUUUUGUAAUAGUUAUGUUUUUCAUAAUAUGCUUUUAAGUUUAUAUAUUAACAAGAUCUUAUAAAAUUAUAAUAGAGACUAAAGAAUGCGAUUCAAUUUAAAAAAGUCCACUUUUUGAUUUCUUUAAGAAUACAUUAAAUGGAAUAGUGUAGAUAAAGUUAUAUAAAUAAUAAUAAUACUUUAAAUCGUUCUUUAAUUAAUUAUCUAAUAAUUGUAUAAGAUCUAAUUUUACAUUUUAUUAGUGUUCAACAAAUUUUGGAUACAAAGUACAUUUAUCUGGCUGGUUUGCAUCAGUAAUAGGUACAAUGAUUGUGAUUGGAAUUUAUGAAAAUAAAUCUAUAUUCUCAUAAGCUUUAUUGAUUUUAACUAUCUUUAAUGAUCAAUUUUAAUGGUGUAUGAGACAAAUGAUAUAAGUACAUGCAAUGAUGUCAUCAUGUUAGAGAAUGUAUGAGAUCAUUGAUUUAACCUCUGAAGCUCCAUAAUAUCUUGAAUAGGUUUAAAACUGGCCAUCAGUUGGCUAAGUGAAAUUUGAAUAAGUUGAGUUGAGAUAUAGAUAUAAUACACCUUUGAUUUUAAAAGGAAUCAAUUUUGAAAUUCCCUAUAAAAAAAGAAUUGGAAUAAUUGGUAGAACUGGGGCAGGAAAGUCUUCAAUAUUAUAAGCAAUGUUUAGAAUGUCAGAAAUAGAAAAAGGAUAAAUAAUUAUUGAUGAUGUUAAUAUUUAAAAGUUAGGCUUACAUUAAUUAAGGUCUUCAAUUGGUAUUAUUCCUUAGAGUCCAUUUUUAUUUAGUGGAAGCAUUAGAAGAAACUUGGAUCCUUUUAAUGAAUAUUCAGACAAGGAAUUAUGGGAUGCUUUAUAAUAAACCUCAUUAGAUGAAUAUAUCAGAAAAUUGCCAAAUAAACUAGGUUCUGACAUGACUUAAGUUAAUUCUAUUUUUUCAGUAGGUUAGAAAUAAUUAAUUUGUUUGGUUAGAAUCAUACUAAGUAAAAAAAAAAUUAUUGUCUUGGAUGAAGCAACAGCUAAUUUAGAUUAAAAAACAGAUGAUCUUAUUCAAUUAGUGAUUAGUAAGUUUGAUGCUACUAUUAUAACUAUUGCACAUCGAUUGAACACUAUUGCAGAUUAUGAUUAUGUUAUGGUUAUGCAAGAUGGCAAAAUUAUUGAAUAUGAUAGACCAUUAAUGCUGUUAUGUAAUUCAAUAGAGGAUUUAGAAAUCACUAAAAAUACUGAAUUUGCUUAGAUGGUCAAAGCAACAGGGAAUGAAAAUUCAAAAGUAAUAUUAAAAUUAGCAAAAAGAAUUUAAAAUUGA